AUGGGCCGCUGGUCACACCUCGACACAGACGAAGAGCGCCUCCCGCACGGCGUCAAGCGCAUCGGGUACGACGCCGACGACCAGGAGUACACAUUUUUCGAUACCUCGGACGGCAGCAUCUGGGAUGAAUCGAUAUACAUCCCGACUGAGGAAGUUGAAAAAAGCGGCCCGCGGCCGUCGAGCACUCCGAAUUUAAAGGCUUUGCUUAACUCCUUCGUGGCUGUUGGUAGGCUCGCUCGAAUCAUUGUAGCGCGGAGAGGACCGGGUGCGGAUCGCAGGCUAAGCCGUGAAGAACGGAGGCGAGAGCGCCGCGCCCGUGAGCAAACUAAGGAGGAACGGCUUCGGGAUGGGGAAGGGUUCGGCGAGAGGGAAUUCGAAGGGAAAGAGUUUAUUUAGAAAUAAGCUAUUCAAUGGAUCUGCUACUUUAGGGACUCAGCAUUCCUCUUAUGCUGUUCGAGCUGGCUUGGAAAACUUAACGACAUUUUAUUCAGAUAAAUUCGGGGUAAAGGGGCGUGGGCAUAUGAUUCAAAUGAGACAUGAACGCUUUGAAUUGGUUAUAACUGAAGCUAUCACCUUACCUAAUAAUCACCUAUAAUCUGAAGGCAUACAUAUUCACGAAGUAAGGGAUAAGACAGAUAAUCUACCUAUCAUUCCUCUAUAUAACUCUAUUUUUAGACCUAACUUAGAUAUUGACAUUAUUCGUUAAACGUUAC
This is a messenger RNA of Daldinia decipiens, 713 nucleotides long. RefSeq lists its product as uncharacterized. The record is from RefSeq and is a predicted model, not a curated record. Lineage: Eukaryota; Fungi; Ascomycota; Sordariomycetes; Xylariales; Hypoxylaceae. The transcript has 2 exons. The coding region runs from base 1 to 396 and encodes 131 amino acids.